AUAAAGGCGGAAUGCGGAGCCACUCGCUACCCGGCUAUGUGCGUCCAGUGUCUCUCCAACUACACCCCCCCAGUCCAGCAAAGCCAGCGCCAGCUGGCUCAAGCCGCGCUGUCGGUGAGCCUAACCCGGGCUAAGUCCGCGACUAGCUUCGUCUCCAAGCUGGCUAGAAUCAGAGGCAUAAAACCCAUGGAGUACCAGGCCGUGAAAGACUGCAUACAGAACAUGGGGGACACAGUGGAUCAGCUGAGCCGCUCCAUGAAGGAGCUGGGCGCGAUGGGCCGGGUCGCGGGCCAGGACUUCGACUGGCGGGUCAGCAACGUCCAGACAUGGGUCAGCGCUGCCCUAACCAAUGAGAACACCUGCAUGGACGGGUUCCGGGGCUCCGCCAUGGACGGAAAUGUUAAGGUUGCAAUAAGGAGGAGGGUCCUCGACUGCGCACAAGUCACUAGUAAUGCACUUGCGUUGGUCAAUCGCUUCGCGUCAAGACACAAGGUCGGUGACUCGUUGGAUUAAUGUCUUUUAGAAAGUUUGGACGUGUACGUCUGAUAAUCAUGUCACGUCGACACAAUACGAAAAUGUCUGAUCUUGAUAAUAGUUUUUCGGACUUUCUUGUUGGUUUGUGUGUAAAAUGUUAAUAGUAGUAGUACUAAAAUGUGUGUGUCAAUUUUGUUGUGUGUGUUUUAUGUAGUUUGUGGGGUUUUGGUUCAUGAUUUUUGUAGCUAAAGCCUGUGUCUUUGGCUGUCAAUGUAAAAUAUUAUUACAUACAUACAUAGAUACAUAUAUAUAUGUAUUAUAAGUUAACAAUGUUUAAUGGUAUAUAUGUAUUC
Messenger RNA from Sesamum indicum (sesame), 827 nucleotides. RefSeq names its product 21 kDa protein. Gene Ontology annotation, molecular function: enzyme inhibitor activity. The record is from RefSeq and is a predicted model, not a curated record. Gene Ontology annotation, biological process: negative regulation of catalytic activity. Lineage: Eukaryota; Viridiplantae; Streptophyta; Magnoliopsida; Lamiales; Pedaliaceae.